UUCGGGCCACCGCGAUGAACGGGCGGCCAGCCAGCGCGCGAACGGUUUCCCGCACCCGACGCGCUCUCCGCAGAUUAAAAGGCGGCGGCGGCCUACCUGUGGCGUCUCUUGGCCCUAGUCCUCGCAGAAACCGUCGUGUCGCCGAAACCAGCUCGCCGGUUUCGCCUCCCCACCGUUCCUUGUCUCGCGCCCCUCUCGGCUCCAGCCUCCAGGUCUGCUUGUUGCUAUCUUUCAAUAUGCCGGCGUCGGAGAUGGAAGCGCCUGCGUCCGCGCACGCCUCGGCGGCGGCCGCUGAUGACAGCCAGGAGGACUCUGCGCCCACGGCCGCGGUGGCGGCGGCCGCUGAUGAGGCGCAGCCGGCCGCAGCUGCAGUACCCGCGCUGUACGUGGGCGAUCUGCACGAGGACGUGGCGGAAGAACACCUCUUCGAAGCUUUCAGCAAGAUCGGCACUGUCACGUCCGUGCGUGUUUGCCGUGACAACGCCACAAGCAGAUCUCUCCGAUAUGGAUACGUGAAUUAUUUCUCUCGCGCCGACGCUGUGGUGGCUCUUGAUAAGUUGAAUCAUAGCUUGGUUUUGGAUAAGCCCAUAAGGGUAAUGUGGUCCAAUCGGGAUCCAGAUGCCCGGAGAAGUGGCGUUGGUAACAUUUUUGUUAAGAACCUUAGUAGUUCUGUUGACAAUGCCAGCCUUCAAGAAUUGUUCUCCAAGUUUGGAGACGUUUUGUCAUGCAAAGUUGCAAAAAAUGAGGAUGGGACCAGUAGAGGAUAUGGGUUUGUUCAAUUUACAUCACAGGAGUCAGCAGAUGAAGCAAUUGGGAACCUCAAUGGCUCCCUUUUCAAUGACAGAAAAUUGCAUGUAGCUACGUUCAUUAAGAAAAGUGAACGAUCUGCAAAUAAUGAUGAUAAGUUUACUAACUUAUAUAUGAAGCAUCUAGAUGAUGACAUAACAGAGGAACUUGUUAAAUUGAAGUUCUCUCAGUUUGGUUCGAUAGUCAGCGUGAAGAUUAUGAAGAGACCCGAUGGGUCAUCUUUGGGGUUUGGGUUUGUCAGUUUCCAAAACCCUGAGAGUGCUAUUAAAGCACAGAGCACCAUGAAUGGGAUGCUACUUGGAUCAAAAGCCUUAUACGUGGCGAGGGCUCAAAAGAAGGAGGAAAGGAAACAAUAUUUGCAACGCUUACAUGAGGAAAAGAGAAACGAAAUAAUGACUAGGUGCAAUGAAUCAAAUGUAUAUAUAAAAAACAUUCAUGACGAGGUUGAUGAUGAUGCUCUUCGUGCUCGCUUUGUUGAAUUUGGUAAUAUCACAUCAGCAAAAGUCAUGCGUGAUGACAAGGGAAUCAGUAGAGGCUUUGGAUUUGUAUGCUAUAGUACCCCUGAGGAGGCAAAGAGCGCUGUAAACAACAUGCGAGGUGUUAUGUUUUUUGGGAAACCAUUGUAUGUUGCUAUUUUCCAAAGAAAAGAGGAGAGAAAAGCCAAGUUGCAGCAACAUUUCGCUCAGCUUGCAAGAAUGGUUGGACCUGCGAACUCUAUGAUCCCCACUGGAUAUCCACAAGUUUAUUUUGCCCAUCCAAGUACCCAUAUCCCUCAAGGUCCUCCAAGACAUGGUUUUGUGUAUCCACCCAUGGGCCUUAGUCAUGAAUGGAGACCAAGUAUGUUCCCCCCAGCACCAAAUCUCCAGCAAAUACAUUCACCCGUGAUGCCAAAUUCGCCAAGGCAUUACAGAAGCAACCGAGGAAGGAUGGGUGGGAAUAUGAUGCCUCUUCCUCAUGCAGUUCAUACAAUGAACUAUAUGACACAUCCACAGCCAGCUAAAGAAUUCAUGUCUUUGCCUCGACAGCGAUUCAAUCAUCCGAAGUACUUCUCAAAUGAUGUUAUGGCCAACAGCUUGGCCAUCCAUCAAAGUGACCCGGUUUCAACAAUGAAUGAUUCUUUUAGCAACUAUUUGGCCUCCGCUCCACCCGCGGAACAAAAGAACUUGCUUGGGAACAGGCUCUAUCCUCUUGUUGAGAGGCAUCAGCCCGAACUCGCGAGCAAAAUCACUGGGAUGCUCUUGGAGCUUGACAACUCUGAAGUGGUCACGUUGCUUUGCUCGUCGGAGAUGUUGUCGGUUAAGGUCGACGAGUGUGUCCAGCUGUUGCAAGCAACCAAGCCUAAGGCUGAGGAUCAUGAGGCACUGCACCCAGGAUUCAUGCUCGAGCCUCGGCCUCCUAGUGUAAAUGCCAGUUGAUGAGGUUCUGAUUGCGCGGAUGAGCUUCUGGAUGCGCUUGUGUUUAGGGAUAUGGUAACAAGCUAGUCGCUAGCUGCUGCGUUCGUUCUCUCCUAGUUUGCGAAGUUUUGGUGUUUGGAUUAAUCUACUGAGCCGUUAUUGCUUUCUAUAUAUAGAACUUAAUAGUAAUAAGGACUAUAUAUAUUCAGCUAGAAACUUUUUAUCUGGACAUGUUAUAUGAAUGUAUGUUAGAACCUUUAUUCCUAUCCAACAUUAGGAAUAGUUGUCCAUGCGUCUCCUAUACCUUUCAUAUGAUAUUUUCAUUUGGACAUGUUAUUUGAAUCUCAGUAUUAGUAAUAUCUGUACAUGCCAUUAA
This is a messenger RNA of Zea mays, 2577 nucleotides long. Its product is annotated as polyadenylate-binding protein 7. The transcript is spliced from 10 exons. Gene Ontology annotation, molecular function: mRNA binding. The record is from RefSeq and is a predicted model, not a curated record. NCBI's taxonomy places the organism in Eukaryota, Viridiplantae, Streptophyta, Magnoliopsida, Poales, Poaceae. The coding region runs from base 15 to 2222 and encodes 735 amino acids.